AUGGCUCUGGAAAACAAUAAGGAACUCCUCAAGCAAGCCCGUCUGGGGAAUAUGGACGGCGAAAAAGGUGUAAAGUUCUUGGCUGGUGAAGUACUUCGAAUACAGGGUCCAGAAGGGUUGAACUACUGCGAGAAACCGUAUUUUAGGAGCGCUCUGUGGGAGGGCACAUGGAAGAACCACGAAGCUACAGUGAGAUAUCUCAUUGACAAAGGAGCUGAUGUUAACUUCAAAGAUAAGGCCGGACGUACACCGUUACACGAAGCAUCGCGAUAUGGUCAUACUACUCUAGUGGAGCUCCUAGUGGACCACAGAGCCGACAUAGACUCCUUGGAUGGGGCCGGCGAGUCCCCAUUGGCACAAGCAGUGAGCUGUUGUCGCAUGAUGUAUGGCGCUGUUGACGCCAGGGCGCUAGUGAGUGCGG
This is a messenger RNA of Perkinsus marinus ATCC 50983, 421 nucleotides long. Its product is annotated as homeobox-containing protein wariai, putative. The record is from RefSeq and is a predicted model, not a curated record. NCBI's taxonomy places the organism in Eukaryota, Perkinsozoa, Perkinsida, Perkinsidae. Gene Ontology annotation, molecular function: protein binding. The transcript has 4 exons. The annotation marks the transcript as partial.